AUGCAAGUCAUGACUGAUUGCCCUGGCUCGGCACUUGUACUUGAGCCUCGAGAUGAACAAGGCUGGGACAACACACACAUGAUUGCCUUUGCGGUGGAGGAGAGCCUGUUCAGUUAUCCGCUCAGCCUGGCUCAGUUGUACGUCCUGGCACGGCACGUCUUUUUUGCACAGCCCUUACGAUACUCUCUCCAUGGUAUACUGGUCUACGGCGAUGUUGUGGAACUUUGGGUAUUUGAUCGGAGUGGCAUGUACUGCUCUGAGCCAUUCUCAUUGAGGGACGAUUAUGCACUGCUAGUCUCCAUUGUUCGUGUAUAUGCGAAUAAGACGGACGAGGAGCUUGGAGUUGGCGCGGUUCUUGCCAAAGAUGACGUCGGAAAUUACAUCGCUGCUGCUGCUGCUGCACAUAACCGAAGAUUAUAUCUUGAGGAUGAAGCCUUUGUUGAUCGAGGCAAGUUCUUUGGUGACGGACUGCUUUGUUACCGGGCAAAGCAUGCCAAUCAAGACGACUGGACCCAUGUGGUCAAGCUGAAAUGGCGCGAUGCCAAUAACAAGCCAGAAGAAGAUGUCUUUAACUAUAUUCAGAGUAAAAUGUGUCCGGGUCGAUCUUCGUUGCAGCCUCCGUCACAACGCUGCAAGGACCUCUCCAGCGACCCAUUACAUGAGGACCCCGGUAUCAAGGGUCUACUUCGGUUUGCCAAGGAGGGAGAACAUUUCUUCACUCCUCGCAUCCUCACCCAUCUCGUCUUCACUCCGCUGGGCCGACCAUUGCACACGUGGCGGAGCAUCUUGGAGCUACUCACGGUUCUAUGGGACGGCAUCGAGGCACACCGAUCCCUUCUUUGGGAUCCACAUGUCUUGCAUCGAGAUAUUUCUGGCGGAAACAUCAUCAUCAUCAUUAGAUCUGCAGGUGGCACAUCGCAGGGCGUACUGAUUGAUCUCGACCGCGCAAUGAAUCUUGACAUAGAGCAUCCAAAGGGCGGGCAUUUUACAGGGACGCGGCUCUUUACCGCCAUUGGUCUCUUGACUUCUGAUGCGCACACAUACAGACAUGACCUCGAGUCUUUCUUCUACCUCUUCAUAUGGCUCGUUAUCUGUCAGGGGGAAGAGCAUCUCCCAGAGGCAAGCGAGACCAAGGCGUGGGCCCAUGAUGAUCGGUUUGAAUCGGCCAACGCCAGACGACGUGACAUGAAGAAGGACAGAUUCCAGCUUGUUUUGGAGCAGUUUGAUGCGAAAUAUGAAGACCUCAAGGACCUUACUUGGAGAUUGAGAGCUGCCUUGUUUAGACCGGAUGAAAAUGAUGAACUUCAGAUAGGGACAGACGUGACGGAAGAGGGGAUUAAUACGCUAUACGAUACUAUGAUUGGAGCUUUUGAGCAAGAGAUGGCCAAGUGGCAGAACUAG
Messenger RNA from [Torrubiella] hemipterigena, 1401 nucleotides. Lineage: Eukaryota; Fungi; Ascomycota; Sordariomycetes; Hypocreales; Clavicipitaceae. The record is from the annotation of a GenBank genome assembly.